This is a messenger RNA of Lingula anatina, 2828 nucleotides long. RefSeq lists its product as uncharacterized. The record is from RefSeq and is a predicted model, not a curated record. NCBI's taxonomy places the organism in Eukaryota, Metazoa, Brachiopoda, Lingulata, Lingulida, Lingulidae. Gene Ontology annotation, molecular function: protein binding.
UAAAAUCUUUAAGAAUGCUUUUUAUUUAUCGAGUAAGUACACAGAUGUGGACAUUACAGGUCUACUUGCAGAGAUUGCUUUUCCAAACAACAUGCUGAAAAGUAUAGGUACAUUUGAGCAAUUAUAAGCCUUCUUGAAGUAUUGACCAUCCAUUAACACAGUGCACAGAUGAUGGACAAAAGUCAAGUCUUUUCUAUAGUUGACAUCCAGUGACGUACCUCAGAUGAAGUACACCAAGAACAGCAUGUGACAGUUGAAGUCAACAACAACUCAGCAAUAGGAGGCGUAUGCAGCUCUAACAGAAUGCAAAGGUGGAUUUUGAGGACUUUAUCAAUAUUAUUACUUUACUGGGUCAAAUCUUCAGUGUCCAGGGUACUACCUAGGGACCCCAUUCUACAGAUUGGCACUACUCUGAAUCUAACCUGUACUGUAGAUGAUACAGAUAAGAUAAACCUGAAACUGCUUGAAUUUCUGAGACCCAGAACAAGUUUGGACUCUCACCCGAAGCUGAUUUCCCAAACAACAGCAUUGUUACAAGUGAGAAACGUUCAGGAAGAAGAUGCUGGACAGUAUGAGUGCUUCUAUAAUAAAACACUGCAAGGGGGGCAGUUACUUACUGUGGGAUAUUUAGAUGCACCAACAGAUGUAAAGUGUGUCUUCUACAACUUUGAAAUUUUGUCAUGUUCUUGGAAUCAAGGAAGAAACCCUCUUCUCAGCACAACUUGGAAUGCCUAUUGGAAAAGAAGAAUAUCUGAUCAUAAUUGGAGUAGCUGCAAGCACCCAGAACCCAGUGUCCCAGCCUGCAACUGGACCACCAGUUCAGAGAAUGGCUCUGACACCCUGUGGAUCAAUGAUAUGAUAUGGAUCAAGGUUCAAGCAGAAAAUGCCCUAGGGACAGCUUCAAGUGACCAGUUGGUGGUAUAUACAAAUGCUAGCCUGGUCCAACCUGCACCAAUUCCAUCCAAUGACAUUAUUUUUGUUGCCCCUCGACUGUCUUGGCAACCUCCAGUUUUUCCUUCUUAUGUGCAUCCAGUGCCUCUAGACUAUCAGAUUAACAUAUCUCUACUGUCUGGACAGCCCCUGGAGAGUCACCACAUAACAGCCCUCUCCAAUGAGAGUGCAUCCGUUGAGCUUCUUGCAUUGCAUCUAGAUGUCUAUGCUUACACAAUCACUGUGUGCAGCAAGCCAAAUAUGGGGGGCUUCUGGAGUGAGGCAACAACAGUUCAUGUUGGUUUCAUUGGCACUUAUGGUAUACCUUUUGACAGUGUAUUCAUUCCAACCUUCGUCGUAUUUUUACUUUUUCUCUUGGGAGCAAUUGUUGUGGGAAGCAAAUUCCAUCAUUACUUAAGGAAAUGUUUCUUAAUCCCUAUCAGUGUACCCAAACCAGUCCCUGAGGUGGUGGAGUACUCAUUCCAGAAUUAUGAAAAAUGCAAUGGCCAUGGAUCAUCAGGUUAUUCCAGCUACAGAACAGAAUGCAGUAGUAAUGCAGAGUCAGGAGUCCCUACUCAUGAUAAUGGAGCAGAUAAAGAAAGUUGUGGAGGUAGCUGUGCACUGGAGUCUGAAUCAACAAGCUCUGCUGCCUCUGCAUUCUGUAAAUCAGAGGCACUUACUAACUACCCCCAAUGUUGUGUUCCACAAACAUGCCCCAAGGAGGGAUACUCAAAGUUUGCCCAUGCAAAUGGCAAUACAUGCUUUGAAAAUAUGCCUUAUGUUUUUCUAGACAAGGAAAAAAAGAUUGUUAAAAAGGGAAGCAUAAAUGAUGACCCUAAUGAGAUGGAUACAAUUCCUGUCACAGAAACACCACUACUUGAAAAUGCUUUAGGUGCUACACUCCAUAAGGUUAAAGGCAAAUAUUAUCCAAAACGGUAUUAUGAGGAUGCAAGGGAUGAAGCUGGAUAUGUAACAUGGAACACUUGAUUAUAAAUGUUGGAAAUUGUAUUGUUCUUUAAAUUUCAGUAGAAUUAAUGAAAAUGUAAAAUUACUUAUCAAAUCUUAUCUGAUUUACUGCUUAUGGAUUUUUUUAUACAAGAAGGGUUACUCUUUCCUUUUGGAUGUAAAAAAUCAAAAAUAUGAUUGUUAUUAUUAUCAUAAUUUCAUUAUUGUCAGUAUUAUCAUUAAUAUUAUUAUUACUCACUGCCCCCAGUCCACUUUCUUGGUUUAACAAAUUUGCAAAAUGGUGCAUUUUUUUUUCAAUGCAUGAACAAUGAAUCUGUCAGCCUUUGUCUUCCCUUUACUUUUAUUCCCCUUUGAAAAAGAUUGUCUGAAUCUUCCAUUUUAUUUUGAAAAUGAGGGGACACUCCUUGGCUCUUGCCCAAUUUUCCAAAAGAUAAAUUUAUACACAUAGUCUACAGAUUUUUUAUACAUACAUUUAUAUAUUUUUUGACAUGACAAUGUAUAUAUGAUAUAAUGACAGUUAUGUUUUAAGAAAAGAUGUUUUAACAGUACUUUUUAUUUGGCCAGUAAAACCAUAUUUUGUCUAGUAACAUAUUCUUUGCGUCCCAACAGAGGAACAAUCCAGUAUAAGGACAAUUUUCUGUCAUAUCUUUGUUGUCUCUAAAUGUUGUUUUGUAUCUUAUAUAUUUUAUAAAACUUAAGAUAAUCUAAUAAGCCUCAAGAUUAUGUUGUCCAUUAGUUAGCAUGGAAGUGUUGACAUAAUUCUGUAUUAUGUGCUCUGUCUAGAGAAUUUAAAAAAAUAAAUAAGUAGCGAUUGAUUUAGUUGUUUAAAUCUUAAAGGUUACAUAAAAAGUAGGUGAAAUCAUGUAAUGAUUACUUACCCACAUUAACUUACAAUUAUGUUUAACCAUUCUAUGUGUAACAUUUUGUUCAGG